GUUUGUGUGAGAAGCUGCAUGUUGGGUGGUUAAAAGGAACUAAAAGUGAUCACCAGAGUCAGGGAGGAGGGCACAGGAAGUUUCUUUGGGCUGUUUUGCAAGUUCAUUCUCUGUUUCUACAACUAAGGAAGGACUUUACUUCAUGACCUGCUCUCUGAAAUAGAAAUGCCAGUCUAAGGUAAACACUCACAAGAUGGGGGACAGAAAAUAUGACAAGAAAGAGCCAGUUGUGGAAGAGACAAAGGUGAAAGUGCUUCUUGAAAGUGAAGCGUCAUUCGAGCCUGAUGAAAAAGCUGAUUAUGCUCCUGCUGGUGCGAACUCAAUCUACUCUGCGAUUCUGAGCAGAAAUGAGGCCGUCAAAGAUGCCAAGCGCCUGAAGACAUUUCUGGAGCUGCGAGACAAAUAUGUGAAGAAGAAGGUUCUGUUUGAGGACCCCCUGUUCCCUGCAAAUGAAUCCUCACUCUUCUAUAGUCACAGACCUGCCAUGAAGUUUGAGUGGAAGCGCCCCUCGGAAAUUUGUCAAAGCCCUCACUUCAUCAUAGAUGGAGCCAACAGGACUGACAUCUGUCAAGGAGAAUUGGGUGACUGCUGGCUGCUCGCCGCCAUCGCCUGUCUGACGCUGAAUGAGAAGCUGCUGUACAGAGUCAUUCCAAGAGAUCAGAGCUUCACUGAGAACUACGCCGGCAUCUUCCACUUCCAGUUCUGGCGUUACGGGGAGUGGGUCGAUGUGGUUGUGGACGACCGCAUUCCCACCUGCAACAACAAGCUGGUGUUCACCAAGUCCUUCAGGAAGAACGAGUUCUGGAGCGCUCUUCUGGAAAAGGCUUACGCAAAGCUGCACGGGUCUUAUGAGGCACUGAAAGGGGGGAACACACUGGAGGCCAUGGAGGAUUUCACAGGUGGCGUUACCGAGUUCUUUGACUUGGCCGAGGCGCCCAAAGAUCUCUACAGCAUCAUGAGGAAGGCGCUCGAGAGAGGCUCGCUGAUGGGCUGCUCCAUCGACGUUGUCUCAGCCAGUGAACUGGAGACUCGAACGGCACAGGGGCUGAUCAGAGGUCAUGCCUACUCCAUCAUAGCCCUGGAGGAGUGUGAUGAAGUUGCAAAGGACUCCAGAAUCCGCCUGAUUCGCCUGCGCAAUCCUUGGGGCCGCGUGCUGUGGAAGGGACCGUGGAAUGCAAGCUCAGAGGAGUGGUCGACUAUUUCCAUCGCGGAUAAGGAGAACUUAAAAAAACAGACUGUAGAGUCCAGUGAGUUCUGGAUGUCUUUCGACGAGUUCAAGAGGAACUUCACCAAACUAGAGAUGUGUAAUUUGACCCCCGAUGCCCUGCAGGGUGACGAAAGACACAGCUGGACUGUAUCGGUCAAUGAGGGCCGCUGGGUGAGAGGCAGCUCUGCUGGCGGCUGCAGGAACUUCCCGAGCACGUUUUGGACAAACCCCCAGUACCGGAUGCAACUUUAUGAGGAGGAUGAUGAACCAGAGGAUGGAAAGGUGGGCUGCACUGUUGUUGUGGCUCUGAUGCAGAAAGGCCGACGGAAGCAACGCUUCCAAGGAGCUAAAUUCCUCACCAUCGGGUUUUCUAUCUACGAGGUACCAGAGGAGAUGCAAGGGGAAGAUCAACAUCUAGAGAAGGAUUUCUUCUUGUACACAGCCUCCGUAGCUAAAUGCAAAACCUACAUUAAUCUACGAGAGGUGACCGAACGUUUCUGUUUGCCUCCUGGGGAGUACGCCGUCAUCCCCACGACCUUUGAGCCCCAUGAAGAGGGCGAAUACAUCCUCAGGGUUUUCUCUGAGAAGAAGAGCACUUCCGAGGAAACGGAGAACACCAUCGAGACUGGCAAAACGCAGCAAGACGAGAAAAAGAAAGGAAAGCCUAUUGUGUUUGUGUCAGACAGAGCGCGCGCCAACAAAGAGAUUGAGCAUGACGACAUUCAGGGGGAGAAGAGGAAGAAACCAAAGCAUAAACUGCUAGAACCCGAGGAGACCGACGAGGAAAAACAUUUCAGGGCCAUUUACCAACAGAUUUCUGGUGACGACAUGCAGAUCUGUGCCAAUGAACUCAAGACCAUCAUGAAGAACGUGCUCGCCAAACAUAGCGAAAUAAAGACGGAAGAAGGUUUCAGCCUCGAGACGUGUCGCAGUAUGAUCGCUUUAAUGGACACGGAUGGGACAGGAAAGCUGAACCUGCAGGAGUUCAAGCACAUGUGGAAAAAGAUCAAGGAGUGGCAGCGGAUCUUCAAGCGUUACAAGAAAGACAAAAAAGUCUCCAUCAGCAGUUUUGAGAUGAGGAACGCCGUUAAUGAUGCAGGCUUUCACCUCAACAAACAGCUCUACGACAUCAUCGCCAUGCGCUACUCGGAUGAACAACUCGACAUCGACUUCGACAGUUACAUCUGCUGCUUUGUGAGGCUCGAGGGCAUGUUCAGAGCUUUCAAUGCCUUUGACAAAGACGGAGACGGAAUCAUCAAACUCAACGUGCUGGAGUGGCUCCAGCUCACCAUGUACUCUUAAAUCGUUUCCCCCCCACACCCGACUCAGCUGCGGACAUUCACGCUCACGUUUACGGCAGCAGUUUUGUUCCCGUCACUUCAGUCUCUCUUUAGUUAAACCGCCAGAGUGAACAGAGUGCACUAAGAGCCUAUUAAUGUGAACAGAUUCCAUGUUCCCACCGAGCAAACGAUAUAAACACUGACAUCGUAAAGCUACGAACAUCAUGUUCGUCAAAGCAGUCAGUGAAUCAGAAGAAUGACUAUUUUUGUCCGUUUAUUGCCGUACACACACAGUAUGUAUUAAUAACAAAUGAAACCACAAAGUAUUACAUCAUACAAGUUGACAGUGUUCACUCCUUUCUAUUGUUGCCUGGAAAGAAAUGAGUUUUUGAGCAUGUUUAGCAGCAGUUUUGUAAAUAAUCCUCUCAUGAUCAAAGUUCUCUCACGUGUAGGAGUGACGAUAGACAAGAGUAAAUGUGUGUCAGCUGUGGAGUCAGGAAACCUAACAAAAUAUUGUUGGUGUAGGACAAAAACAAAUCAAAAAUCAAAUCUGUAAUAAUGAACUGAUAAAAAAAAUGAUGAUUUUGUGAUAUUUACACACACAAACGACACGUUUAUACAUUUUUAACAGUAAAGCCGCCAUUUCUCUGUUCUACUUCUGACUAAAUGAUCCCUUCCGACACUGUGGAAGACGUCAGAAUGAAAUACUCGACCGCAAGGGACUUGAAAUUCCUGAAUGUUUUUGUAAAGACAAAGCACCAACUCCACCAGCAUCAAUGACCUGUGAUAGUUUAGCUCACGCACAAAGCGUGACGAUGGAAGUUGAAACACACCCAUAAAGCUGAGAUCGCAACCUUCAUUGAUAUACAUGUAAACAAGAUUCAUUUUAAAAGGCAAAUUAUUGCAAAAGCCGUUUCACAAAAAGAGAUUCAAUCAUGCACAGUAAGGCGUCAAAUGAAAUGCUUGAGCGCGCAGUCGUUUCUUUUGUGUGUGUCCUCCAUUGACUUAACAGUCAGUGUUCACAAGGUCAAAGAGAUCCACGUGUCCAUUCAAGUGGAAAUCCUUUUUUUUUUUUAAACAACGUGAAAGACAAAAAAGAGGCUCAAAUACUGUAACGGAUGACAGUCCCGGCGUCCUCUGCGUCCCCUCAGUCAUGACUGAAUUCACUGUCUUUCUGCACGUGGCACUGCAUGUGGACAGGCAGCUCCUGUGGGAAGGAAGAACAUCAAACUUAGCAGAGUUUUCAUGCGUUGCUCAAUGAAGAUCCUCGUGCUUGUAAAGCCCGCCCCACACUAUAGAGGAUUUUCAAAUAUGACACGGACGACAAUUUUUGUAGCCACUUUUCAACACAGACUUGGACGAUCCAGUCCAGACGCAGGACCACACACUUUGUGUUUAAUCAAACGAUUUUAAGGGAGGAUGUUCCAGGGAUUAGGGAUCUCACAGAAACUCAGACAUCAGAAUGUAAACAGACAUGGAGGCGGACUGUCUGCGUCAUCAGUUAAUAGCUGCUCUGUGUGUGUGUGUGUGUGUGUGUUUGCGCGCGCAAGUUUUGGUUCAAUAGAAAAGAACACAACGUCUGUUAAUCCCUCACACUACAGGAUAAUUUGGCCAGAUAAUCUGUUCAAAAUCAAAUCAGCCUAAAAUUGGAAGACAACCAUGAUCGUCGGAAGGGCCAGAUCGCUCUAGUGUGGGGGCGGGGCUUGAGAAAAGGCCAUUAGUCCGUCACCUGCUGAACUGACUGCUGAGUGCAGAAGAAGGAGUUGCAGUUUCUCCAGCGACACUUGACCGUCUGCAGCUUCUGGUUGGUGUGAUCUCCUACAAGAUGCUGCACUAGAUGCUCCGCCAUGCCGAAUAUUAGAGAGCAGUUAUGCCACUGGACAAGAGUUGUUAAAAUGUUAGUUAGAACAACAACAAAAAAAGGAACAUAUUUAAGAAGAGUCAUUGUUCUUCAAGUGAGCUCAAAGCUUAGUCCUCACCCAGCAGCGGUGGUUUUUCAUCAAGUUUAGCUUGACUGCUUGAAUGCUGCCAUCAUAACAGCCGGUGUAGAUCUAGAAAUGAGGAAUAAAACACAACCAUUCAGUCUUUACUCAUCAACCUCCGGCAAAAAAGGGUCAAGAAUGGACUGACUUACCACACUCUUAUGGAUGGACAUGCACAUCACCAUGUCACUGUGACCGCCGUACACCUGCAGGCGGUCGUGUGACUAGGAAGAAAGACACAAAGUUAUAAAAUAUCUAGAGUAUAUAAAAGCACAAAGGAUGUUUUUGCAUAGUCAUGAAUAGUUAAUAUAGAGUUAACUGUUAUAUUUUAGAUUCUUCAGUGGCCAUCUUUUGUUUUAAAGACAGCUUUGCACAAUUCUGGUUUGUUUAACACCUUUUUGUGUGUGUGUUUACUACAUAAUCAUCACAGUCAUGUGUGUUCUUUCUCUUCAUUAUUAAACUACACUUUAAAAAGUGACAAAAACAACAUUGAAUGAGAAGGCGUGUCCAAACCUGACUGAUUAAUGGUUGGUUGCACUGCUUAUUAUUGAAAUAUACUGUGUCAAAACUGUGAAUAAAAUAAUAAUUUGACUCUU
This is a messenger RNA of Solea senegalensis (Senegalese sole), 5065 nucleotides long. RefSeq names its product calpain 3b (gene capn3b). Gene Ontology annotation, molecular function: calcium ion binding; calcium-dependent cysteine-type endopeptidase activity. The transcript has 23 exons. NCBI's taxonomy places the organism in Eukaryota, Metazoa, Chordata, Actinopteri, Pleuronectiformes, Soleidae. Bases 194 to 2509 code for a protein of 771 amino acids. The record is from RefSeq and is a predicted model, not a curated record. Gene Ontology annotation, biological process: proteolysis; negative regulation of apoptotic process. Gene Ontology annotation, cellular component: cytoplasm.